UGUCGACGGAAUCGGGAGUCGAUAAGAAUGUGUAAUCGAUUUCAUAUCCACCAUUACCAACUUAUUUUUCUUAACGACCCUGUUUUAUUGCACAUUGAAAGGCUCUCAGUAUGGCGGGACUAGCAACAAAAGGCUCUGGAUUAGUAAACCGACUUCUCGUUCAGGCGAGACCUCAACUUGAUGUGUUUUUGAAAUACGCCAAGGUGGAGCUAACCCCGCCAACUCCUGGUGACAUUCCAGCUAUUCGUCAGGGCCUUGGCAACUUAAUCAAAAGUGCCAGGACCGGUGCUUACAAAAACCUUUCGGUACGCGAAGCUUGGUUGAACACGCUUGUUACCGCUGAGGUUAUCUUCUGGUUCUACAUUGGCGAAUGCAUCGGCAAGCGUCAUAUAGUUGGAUAUAAUGUCUAGUUCAAUUGAGUAGUGGCCAUUAAAAGUUAUGUUUUCGUGCACUCUAUCCGAAUGAAAUAAACAGGAAAAAGUAACUAA
Scaptodrosophila lebanonensis is the source of this 488-nucleotide messenger RNA. It is a transcript of the gene ATPsynG, whose product is annotated as ATP synthase subunit g, mitochondrial. Gene Ontology annotation, molecular function: proton transmembrane transporter activity. The coding region runs from base 111 to 410 and encodes 99 amino acids. The record is from RefSeq and is a predicted model, not a curated record. Gene Ontology annotation, biological process: proton motive force-driven ATP synthesis. Lineage: Eukaryota; Metazoa; Arthropoda; Insecta; Diptera; Drosophilidae. The transcript is spliced from 3 exons.